Chlorocebus sabaeus (green monkey) is the source of this 2684-nucleotide messenger RNA. RefSeq names its product WT1 interacting protein (gene WTIP). The record is from RefSeq and is a predicted model, not a curated record. Gene Ontology annotation, biological process: cytoskeleton organization; regulation of DNA-templated transcription; response to hypoxia. Gene Ontology annotation, cellular component: nucleus; P-body; transcription regulator complex. Gene Ontology annotation, molecular function: transcription corepressor activity. NCBI's taxonomy places the organism in Eukaryota, Metazoa, Chordata, Mammalia, Primates, Cercopithecidae.
AGCGAGGCCGCGGCGAGGAGGGGGCGCGGCCCGGCGUCUGGGAGCGCACAUUCCUCCGCCGCGCGCGCCGCCGAGUAGGGCGCAGCGUCUCCCGGCCCACGCGUGGCCGCCGGAGCGACCCCGGCCCGGCGCCGGCCCCGCCCCGCCCCGCGCCCAGGGGUCCCGGGGCGGGCUCCGGGCUUCGGGCGGACGAUGCGGCGGCCCGGCCGGAGCGGCGGCGGGAAGCGGAGGCGGAGGUGACGCGCCAGGGCCGGCGGGCCGGGCCAUGCAGCGCUCCCGGGCGGCCGCGGACGAGGCGGCCCUGCUCCUGGCCGGGCUGGCCCUGCGGGAGCUGGAGCCCGGGGGCUGCUCUCCGGGUCGGGGGCGGCGGGGACCGCGGCCUGGGCCUGGAGACGAGGCGGCGCCCGCGCUGGGCCGCAGAGGGAAGGGCGGCGGCGGCCCCGAGGCCGGGGCGGACGGACUGAGCCGCGGGGAGCGGGGUCCCCGGCGCGCGGCGGCCCCGGAGGUCAGCGCGCAGCCUGCGGGCAGCCCACGGGCCAGCCUGGCGGGGUCCGACGGCGGCGGCGGCGGCGGCAGCAGCGCCCGUUCCAGCGGCAUCAGCCUGGGCUACGACCAGCGCCACGGCAGCCCGCGCUCCGGCCGCUCGGACCCGCGCCCCGGCCCCGGGCCGCCGUCGGUGGGCAGCGCCCGCUCCAGCGUGUCCAGCCUCGGCUCCCGGGGCUCGGCCGGCGCCUAUGCUGACCUCCUCCCGCCCGGCGCCUGCCCCGCGCCCGCUCGCUCCCCGGAGCCUGCGGGGCCAGCCCCCUUCCCGCUGCCUGCGCUCCCGCUGCCCCCGGGCCGGGAGGGCGGCCCAAGCGCGGCCGAGCGGCGGCUGGAGGCGCUUACCCGGGAGCUGGAGCGGGCGCUCGAGGCGCGCACGGCACGGGACUACUUCGGCAUUUGCAUUAAGUGUGGGCUUGGCAUCUACGGAGCCCAGCAGGCGUGCCAGGCAAUGGGAAGUCUUUAUCACACCGACUGCUUCACCUGCGACUCGUGUGGGAGACGACUGCGUGGGAAGGCGUUCUACAACGUGGGCGAGAAAGUGUACUGCCAGGAGGACUUCCUGUACUCCGGGUUCCAGCAGACGGCCGACAAGUGCAGCGUGUGUGGACAUCUCAUCAUGGAGAUGAUCCUGCAGGCCCUGGGCAAGUCCUACCACCCUGGCUGCUUCCGGUGCUCCGUGUGCAAUGAAUGCCUGGACGGGGUUCCCUUCACCGUGGACGUGGAGAACAACAUCUACUGCGUGCGAGACUAUCACACGGUUUUUGCACCAAAAUGCGCCUCCUGUGCCCGUCCUAUCCUCCCUGCACAGGGCUGUGAGACAACCAUCCGUGUGGUGUCCAUGGACAGAGACUACCACGUGGCAUGUUACCACUGUGAGGACUGCGGGCUGCAGCUGAGCGGGGAGGAGGGACGCCGCUGCUACCCCCUGGCGGGCCACCUGCUGUGUCGUCGUUGCCACCUACGGCGCCUCCAACCUGGGCCUGUUCCCUCACCUACUGUGCACGUCACUGAGCUCUGAGCAGGGGAAAACCCGUCCCAGGGCCGGGGUGGGUGUGGGUGUGGAGGGAGGGCCUGCGUGGGUGGCCCCGGUCAGUGUCGGAGGAGCUCCCUCUAAUCCCACUUUCCCACCGAGCUGCUGUCUGCAGGGGCCGGACCCCCGCGUGGAAGCUUCUAUUUAUUCACCGUCUGUGCCUGCUCAAGUCACUUCCCUGCGGGCCCUGCCUCCCACCCACCCCAUCACCAGCUUUCCACUUGGAGGCCCCCUGCGCGCUGCAGCCUCAGAGUAGGCCGUGGGUCACCAGGCUGGAGAGGGCCCCAGCCCUGGUCAGGGGUGCGAGGUGACCCGGCUGCAUUCGUGGGCGGGAGCUGCUGUCCGUUGUUCAGGGACCUGGGGACACCCCCCCGCCCUCCGCAAAGCGCGCUCCCACGCAGGGUGUGGUCUGGAAGGCGGGGUGUGGUCUGGAAGGCAGGGUGUGGUCUGGAAGGCGGGGUGUGGUCUGGAAGGCGGGGUGUGGUCUGGAAGGCGGGGCUGGCAGGGACAUGGGUGUUCCUGCAUCUCCUAGCGCAGUGCCCACUGGUGGGUGGGAGGGUGCCUGGAUUAGGUGGGGUCCCAGGAGGGGGUUAGGAAUGACACCCUUAGGGAGCAGGCCUGCAAAGGGCACUCACUGCCUGUGGCCACGUGGUCACUGUGGGAAUUGGUCCUGGGGACUUUGAUGGGUGUUUGCGGCCCCACUUGCCGCCCUGCUCCCUCUUCCAGGGCUCCUGGCUUGGCGCCCCCCACCCCCCACUCCCCUGCUUAGCCCGGGAAAAUACCCCGUGCGGCUGCAGCCCCGGGUAUCGCUCAGGAGCGAUGACGGGGGCGCCCUGGCCGCGCUGCAGGAAAUCCUGUGUUUGCGCGCGGGGCACGGGGUUCCAAGACAAAAGGACAGGAUUUGACUUAAAUUAAGUUUUUCCCUUGAGGAUAUUUUCAUUUUCUUUAAAAGAAUAUAAUUUUCUUCUAAGAUCUUGGACCAGCCUUGUUAUUUUUAAACCAAAUUCCGGCAAACUCACAAGUGCCUAAUUUGUCUGUCAUGGAGCUGGUUUUCAGGUGGUAAGAACCUUGUGGUGUCAGGACUUUUGUAUAAAUUCCUCUAAAACCUCGA